Messenger RNA from Morchella importuna, 246 nucleotides. RefSeq lists its product as uncharacterized. Bases 1 to 246 code for a protein of 81 amino acids. The transcript is spliced from 6 exons. The record is from RefSeq and is a predicted model, not a curated record. Lineage: Eukaryota; Fungi; Ascomycota; Pezizomycetes; Pezizales; Morchellaceae.
AUGUGCUAUGGCGCUCCCUUUAAACCCCGCGAUUAUGAUGUGAUUGAGCGUGGGAUGAAAUGCAGGAUGUGGGAACUUGACAAGUGCGAUUCCUUUAUUAAUGGCACUGCUGCAUCAUACAUUAGGCACUGUGACAGCUGCACGGCAUCAAUUCGAAGGGACUUAUAUAAAUACCAAUCACAAACUAAAACGACGUGGGGGGCUCACCGAUGUCGGAUUAUAGAUCUUGAAGUACAUAUGCAGUGA